Messenger RNA from Cordyceps militaris CM01, 1005 nucleotides. RefSeq names its product serine/threonine protein kinase, putative. Gene Ontology annotation, biological process: regulation of cytokinesis; protein phosphorylation; mitotic spindle organization. The coding region runs from base 1 to 1005 and encodes 334 amino acids. The record is from RefSeq and is a predicted model, not a curated record. The transcript is spliced from 2 exons. Gene Ontology annotation, cellular component: spindle microtubule; spindle pole centrosome; spindle midzone. Lineage: Eukaryota; Fungi; Ascomycota; Sordariomycetes; Hypocreales; Cordycipitaceae. Gene Ontology annotation, molecular function: protein kinase activity; ATP binding.
AUGGCGACAAUAAUUCUGCAGCCGAGGCCUGCGACGCUCUUCGCCAAGGUGCGACCGCUGGAGGACUCGACGCAGCGCAAACAGCUCUGCUCCAAGCGACCGAUACGCCCGAGCCAGGCCUUUGCAGCCAAGACGCCGACCGCAAGAGCCUCAACAACGGGUGCGACACCCGCCUCCGCCGCCGACCACCGUCAACGGCCGAAGCUGCACCUGGGCCUGUUCGAGAUUGGCAAGCCGCUCGGCAAGGGCAAGUUUGGGCGGGUGUACCUGGCGCGGCACCGGACGUCGGGGUUCGUGUGCGCGCUCAAGGUGCUGAACAAGGACGAGGUGGUGGCCGAGGGCGCCGAGGCGCACGUGCGGCGCGAGAUUGAAGUGCACAGCCAGCUGCGGCACCCGGCCGUCAUUGGCUUCCACGGCUGGUUCCACGACUCGCGGCGCAUCUUCAUCAUCCAGGAGUUCGCCGCCGGCGGCGAGCUGUACAAGUCGCUGCGCAAGGCCGGCCGCUUCUCGCAGCGCCGCGCCGCCGCGUACGCCGCGCAGGUCAGCCAGUCGCUCGCGUACCUGCACGGCCGCAACGUCAUGCACAGGGACCUCAAGCCCGAAAACAUCCUCGUCGGCCUGCGCGGCGAGCUCAAGCUCGCCGACUUUGGCUACAGCGUCUACGCGCCCAGCAACCGGAGGCAGACGCUGUGCGGCACCCUCGACUACCUGCCGCCCGAGAUGCUCAACCAGCGCAAGCCCUCGUACUCGCGUGCCGUCGACCAGUGGACGCUCGGGGUCUUGACGUACGAGUUUUUGACCGGCGAGCCGCCGUUUGAGGAGGACCAGAUUCACAUGACGAAGAAGAGGAUCGUGGCGGGGGACAUGAAGCCCCUGCCGUCAUCAAUAUGUCCCGAGGCACGGGACUUUGUGCAUUCGCUGUUGCAACAGGAUCCGGCGAAGCGAUUACCACUAGCAGAGGUUAUGAAUCAUCCGUGGAUAAAGAAGUAUUGCGCAAAGCAAUGA